Messenger RNA from Aedes aegypti (yellow fever mosquito), 2253 nucleotides. Its product is annotated as Golgi resident protein GCP60. Gene Ontology annotation, molecular function: fatty-acyl-CoA binding. The coding region runs from base 261 to 1703 and encodes 480 amino acids. The transcript has 7 exons. NCBI's taxonomy places the organism in Eukaryota, Metazoa, Arthropoda, Insecta, Diptera, Culicidae. Gene Ontology annotation, cellular component: Golgi membrane. The record is from RefSeq and is a predicted model, not a curated record.
AGCGCGACAUCAGUAAAACAAAUCAAAUCGAUGAUUGCCUUCAAGCUUUGACAGUUCUUCAUUUUCACACAAAAAAUAUCACUUUUUCAGAAUAUCAGCAAAAGAUACGUAUUGUGCAGUGGAAAAAUACAAAACGGUGAGCAGAUUCGUCCAAUCGACCCACUUCGGCAACAGAGAAGAGUACCGUAAUAAGGUGAGGUGCGCGAAAACAGGCAGACCGAAAAAAAAGACCAACAGGGAGAGGAGGAGGAUUGAUAACGAUGGUCAGCCCGGAUAAUUUGGACCAAACGCUGCGGAACCUUUCGCUGACUCCGCUGGAUGGCCAUCAGGGUAGCGGCUCCGACACCGAGAGCGACAAUCGGAGCCUAAAGUGGCAUCUUCCGCUGAAGGAAUUGUACAAGAUGGCCUGUGCGUUUUAUAAGGAAAAAUCCGGCAAGGCGAUUCACUUGAGCUACGAAGAUAAUUUGAAGUUGGUGGCAUUCACACAGCAAGCAGCUCAUGGUCCUUUGGAUCCCGGCAAGGCGCCUCAGCUGGGAAUGUUCGACGUGAUUGGGAAGGAUCGACGGAUUGCUUGGCAGCAUCUGGGUACAAUCACGAAGCUUCAGGCCAUGGAAGGGUUCAUAGAUUUGUUGGACCGGCUGUGUCCUCAGUUCAAACCGUACGUCGAGGCGAUCAAGAAAGAUCGCGAGGAAAAAGCACAACAAGCACAGGCAGAAGAAGCCAAAAGAAGGGAACAAGUUGAGAAGGAAAAAGAGAAACUGGCCGAGCUGAAGAGAAUCGAGGACGAGAAGAAUCGGGAGGAGAUCCAGAGGCGUCAGCUGCAGGAUGCUCUGAAUCAACAAACUUAUCAUCAGUUUAAGGACUACGCCGAGAAGCAGUUUCCGGGUAAUCCUGAACAGCAGGCAGUUCUGAUUCGACAAUUGCAGAACGAGCACUAUCAUCAGUAUAUGCAGCAACUGCAAGCACAAGUGGCCAGUAAUUUCUCUCACAUGCGCGCCACAAGCGUGGAUAGCGAUUCGGCAGAAGUAGACGCUGGAAACCAAGUGACGGAACAGCACGCCGGAUUUCAAACUGAACAGGCAGCCAGUGCCAAAGAGAACACCCAGCUAGAGUACAAGGAACAGUGCGAUAGCGAUGACGAGUCUGGAGAGUACGCAGUCAUAAGUCCUGCCAACAUGUGGACAAAGCCGGACGUGAAAUUGUUCAAGCAAGAGGUGACCUCCGGCAAGGGCGAUGGUGUGAUUCGGGUUGGACAUGGUGAUACAAUUACGGUUCGAGUUCCGACGCAUGAGGGUGGUUCCAGCUUGUUCUGGGAAUUCGCUACGGAUAAUUACGACAUCGGAUUCGGUGUCUAUUUCGAGUGGGGCAAACCCAUGACGACGGACGUUUCGGUGCAUGUCAGCGAGAGUGACGAAGACGACGACACGCUUGAGGACGAUGACGUGGUUUGCGCGGAUGAUUUGGAGUGUGGCGGUCAGCAGCAGCACAAACAGCAGUACAACAGUGGCAGUGGGAGCAGUGCCCUGGCCAACCGGAAUCCGAUCUCCAUCAUCGUCCCCAUCUAUAGGCGCGAGUGCCAAACCGAAGUGUAUGCCGGAUCGCACAGUUACCCUGGCGAGGGAACCUACCUGCUCAAGUUUGACAACAGUUACAGUCUUUGGCGCUCCAAGACACUCUACUACAAGGUGUUUUAUACGCGAUAAUUGGUUCUAAGUUAGAAUUAGCAAACCGGAAGGAGGAAGCACGUAUUUUCGUACAAGAGAUAUUAGCUUCUCAGUUUGUAAGAUCCUAUCGUUCUAGCCAAAUGCUCUGUUCUCUGUUACUGUACUCUGUAAGAAAGUGUUUUCUUUCUCUAUGUGUAAUGUAAUGAAACGUACCUUUCGAAAGAUUGCACACAUAAGGACCACUAAUGGUGAAAGCGAACGUGAAAUCUAGUUAAUUUAUUGCCGGCGGUGCAGAUGUUUGUUAGUUAAAAGAUUUUAAAAGUAGCAAGUAAUCCUUCUUUAUAUCUGAAUAUAAUAUAAAAAAACACAUUCAAACAUAUACCUUAACAGUGUCUCUUGAAGCGAUUCGAUGUAGGGUGAAUUUUUACCGAUUUCAACAGUUCAGCUAACGAACGAAAACAGUUUGAAUGACAAAUUUAAAGCAUGGAACUCAAACGAUACCUAUCUAAAAUGUGACAUUGUUUCAUUUGGGUGAUAAUUUAUGACGCAUAAACUAAUUACAAAAGAUAGAUGUUAUAUCCCUGUGAAG